AUGGAACUGACUGAUCGAGAACGACAAUGGGCUCUGGCCAUCAUGGAAGCCAUUGAGAGCGACACCAAGUUGGACAGUGUUUCCGACUUUGAAGUGGCACAAUUGGCAUUGGUGGACCAUGACAAUCGAGAGCAAGCGCUGGAACGAGUCCGCCAUUUCCAAAUCUUUCGAGAAGAAUACAAGUUACGAAAUACAGUCCAAGAAGGAAAACGAAUCUCUAGUGAUUUUGUGCGACAACAUCCCCUGGUGGUCUUGUCGGUGAGCUUUAAUCCAGAUGAAGGCAACUAUGUCAUGGUCGCCGACAUUGCCAAUCUCUAUGAUAAGGAUGUCCAGCCCGAUUAUCUUACUCUAAUGGGAUGGGUCUACUAUAGUGGGCACAUCUUGUCUCCUGACUUCAUGGCCAUACGGAAAGGCAUCUAUUUCGUGCUGGAAACUAUGGGCUACGACUGGCAUAACCUGACGAUGAAGACGCGACGUAAGUUGUGGACCGAAUGCGGGAGCCAUUACCCCUAUAAUGUGUGGCAAGUCAAAUACUUUCACAUGGGGCUCUUUGCUUCCUUGGCAGCAUCGCUCAUUAAAAAAUUCUUGCCCGAAGAAAUCUCCAACAAAGUGCAAGUGGGAUGCCAAUUUGAAGGUCGACUCGACACAGUCUAUGUGGGACAGAACAAGUUUCGAGCACAAAUUUCUGAUGGCAACUUGUUGGUUAUGUAG
Molecule: messenger RNA, 711 nt
Organism: Seminavis robusta
Lineage: Eukaryota; Bacillariophyta; Bacillariophyceae; Naviculales; Naviculaceae
Source: the annotation of a GenBank genome assembly